CUAGUUUGCUUUAUCGUUUGGUUAGUUGCCAUGGCUACUGAAGUCGAGCAGCUUCACUUUGUCUUGUUUCCUUUCAUGGCUCAAGGCCAUAUGAUACCCAUGGUAGACAUGGCUAGAUUGUUAGCACAGCAAGGCAUGAUCAUCACCAUAGUUACAACUCCUCGUAAUGCAGCUCGGUUCAAGACAAUUCUUGAUCGGGCAAUAGAAUCAGGGCUCUCUAUCCGCUUGGUAGAAUGUCAGUUUCCAUGUGAAGAAUCAGGCUUACCAGAAGGAUGUGAGAACUUUGACAUGCUGCCCUCGCUUGGCCUAGCCUUGAAUUUUCUUCACGAAGCCAACAAGCUUCAAGAGCCAGUGCAAAACUUGUUUGAGGAGCUGAGGCCAAGGCCAAGCUGUAUCAUCUCUGACUGUUUGUUGACAUAUACCCUCAACAUUGCUAGCCAGUUUCAGAUUCCAAGGGUUGUGUUCUAUGGAGUUUGUUGUUUCUGUCUUCUUUGCAUCUAUAAUUUACACCUCUCCAAGAUUCUUGAACACAUAACCACGGGCUCACAUUACUUUGCUGUGCCUAACAUGCCCGACGAAGUUGAAUUUACUAAAUCCCAACUUCCAGUAAUUUUGGAUAAUAGAUACUUGAAAGAAUUUUGUGAGCAAACGGUAGAGACUGAUCUAGCAUCUUAUGGCGUGGUCAUUAAUACUUUUGAAGAGCUGGAACCUGAAUAUGUCAGGAAAUACAGGAAGGCAAGAGGAUACAAAGUGUGGUGCAUUGGUCCAGUUUCUUUAUGCAACAAGGAUCGCUUGGAUAAGGCUCAGAGAGGUAACAAGGCCUCAAUUGACGAAAACCAAUGCCAGAGGUGGCUUGAUUCUCAAGAACCUGGUUCUGUAAUUUAUGCCUGUCUAGGAAGUCUCUCUAAUGUGAUACCCUCACAGUCAAUAGAGCUUGGUUUAGGCUUAGAGGCAUCGAAUAGACCAUUUAUUUGGGUUAUGAGAGGAAGCGAUACAUCAAAAGAAGUAGAGAAGUGGAUUUUAGAGGAUGGUUUUGAGGAAAGAACAAAAGGAAGAGGCCUUGUGAUCCGUGGUUGGGCUCCCCAAGUAGUAAUAUUGUCACACCGUGCAAUUGGAGGGUUCCUAACUCAUUGUGGAUGGAAUUCAACAAUAGAAGCCAUUGCUGCGGGUGUGCCAUUGAUAACAUGGCCAUUAUUUGGAGACCAGUUUUGCAAUGAGAAAUUGGUUGUACAGAUACUUCAAAUCGGAGUAAGGAUCGGAGUGGAGGAGCCUCUGAGUUGGGGGGAUGAAGCAAAAGCUGGGGUGUUGGUGAAUAAGGAAGAUGUCAAAAAGGCUGUAGAAAAGUUGAUGGAAAUAGGAGAGGAAGGCGAAGAGAGAAGAAAAAGAGCUAAAAAGCUUGGAGAAAUGGCAAACAACGCUCUUGAAGUUGGGGGAUCUUCUCACCUCAACAUUACACAAUUAAUCCAAGAUAUCAUGCAAAGGACUUAUGACAGGAAGCAGCCUAGCACAUGAGCACAAGCGCAACAUGAUCUUGCUGUUGAAUUAACGGUCUAAACACAUUUUGGACUUUCUAGAAACCAAGUCCAAGCUGCAACAGUGCCGCAAAUAAAGCAACUUGUGAUUCCAUAUCUAGUGAUGGGGACCUUUUCACUAGUUUUAUCUUUUUUCUUGCUCCUAUAAUUGUACAUCGCGUUAUUAAGUAAUAAGUUCAAUUUACAAAAGAAAAAAAAAGCAGUAGUACAAAUAAAUUGCACAUCAUUGGACCUGAUCAUCUUCAUUUA
This is a messenger RNA of Theobroma umbraticum, 1781 nucleotides long. The record is from RefSeq and is a predicted model, not a curated record. NCBI's taxonomy places the organism in Eukaryota, Viridiplantae, Streptophyta, Magnoliopsida, Malvales, Malvaceae.